Austrofundulus limnaeus is the source of this 4601-nucleotide messenger RNA. Its product is annotated as proto-oncogene tyrosine-protein kinase Src. The transcript has 13 exons. Gene Ontology annotation, biological process: protein phosphorylation. The record is from RefSeq and is a predicted model, not a curated record. NCBI's taxonomy places the organism in Eukaryota, Metazoa, Chordata, Actinopteri, Cyprinodontiformes, Rivulidae. Gene Ontology annotation, molecular function: protein binding; protein tyrosine kinase activity; ATP binding. The coding region runs from base 347 to 1999 and encodes 550 amino acids.
AUGCACUCUCUAGUGGCUUUCCCACUACGAGGCUCGUCUUGUCGCUGCCUGCUCUGUCCAGCUGAGCAAUCAGCGUCUUUUAUUUAUUUAUUUAUUUUUUUUUUUGGACGUCCCACCGCAGCGCGCGCUCCACCAGCAGCUGUCCCCCCCAUCAUGACCCCCUCCUCCUCCUCCCGUGAUUCUGCUGAAAUUCUCUAAAUGGGAUGCGUGCGUGGCCGGCCCGAGGUUUCCACAGCAACUGGCCGUCGGCUUGCUUUAUGAGGACAGCCUGACGCGUCUGACCGGGUUCCUCUCUGCGCGCCUCGGAUCUUUGAGCUGAAGCACAAGACGCGUCAAAGGUCCAUACAUGGGGGCGGGCAAGAGCAAGCCCAAGGAGCCAGGCCAGCGCUCCAUGAGCCUGGAUGGCACCAUUGGCACAGGCUCAGAUAGCGGACACUUCCCCCACCUGGGCCCCGCUCAGCAGACCCAAACCCCCAACCGAAGCCCCGCCGUUGGAACGGGCAGGCGGGGACACCAAGGGCAGCACCAGCUCGCCCCAACGAAUACACCCGAACUGGCUCUUUUCGGAGGGGUGGACCACACGGGAAUGGUCACAUCACCCCAGAGAGGACCGCUGUCAGUAGGUGUCACUACAUUUGUGGCGCUGUAUGACUAUGAGUCACGGACGGCAUCUGAUCUGACCUUCAGGAAAGGUGACCGGCUGCAGAUCGUGAACAACACGAAAAAGUACAGCUUCAGAGAGGGGGACUGGUGGCUCGCUCGCUCACUAACAACAGGAGAAAGUGGUUACAUCCCCAGCAACUAUGUGGCUCCGUCAGACUCCAUCCAAGCAGAAGAGUGGUAUUUUGGGAAGAUCACCCGUCGUGACUCGGAGAGGCUCCUUCUGAAUCUGCAGAACAGACGAGGAACCUUCCUGGUGAGGGAGAGCGAGACCACUAAAGGGGCAUACUGCCUGUCAGUGUUGGAUUAUGACAACACCAAAGGCCUCAACGUUAAACAUUACAAAAUCAGGAAGCUGGAUAGUGGGGGUUUCUACAUCACCUCCCGCACCCAGUUCACCAGCCUACAACAACUCGUCUUCCACUACCGCAAGCACUCUGAUGGGCUGUGCCACGCACUAACAGAUGUGUGUCCAGUGGCCAAACCUCAGACUCAGGGUCUGGCCAGAGACGCUUGGGAGAUUCCUCGAGAAUCCCUUCGCUUGGAUGUGAAACUUGGACAAGGCUGCUUUGGAGAAGUGUGGAUGGGCACAUGGAACGGUACGACACGAGUAGCCAUCAAAACCCUAAAGCCUGGCACCAUGUCUCCAGAGGCCUUUCUUCAGGAAGCACAGGUCAUGAAAAAACUGAGGCAUGAGAAGUUGGUCCAGUUGUACGCUGUUGUGUCUGAGGAGCCCAUCUACAUUGUGACUGAAUACAUGAGCCAAGGUAGUUUACUGGACUUCCUUAAAGGAGAGGCAGGAAAGAUGCUUCGUCUGCCGCAGCUGGUCGACAUGGCUGCUCAGAUUGCAGCAGGGAUGGCCUACGUGGAGAGGAUGAACUACGUCCACAGGGACCUGCGUGCCGCCAACAUCCUGGUGGGAGACAACCUGGUGUGUAAGGUGGCCGACUUCGGUCUGGCAAGACUGAUCGAGGACAACGAAUACACUGCAAGACAGGGAGCAAAGUUCCCAAUCAAAUGGACGGCACCAGAAGCAGCACUGUACGGUCGUUUCACCAUCAAAUCAGAUGUCUGGUCGUUUGGUGUGCUCCUUACUGAGCUUGCAACUAAAGGAAGAGUCCCCUAUCCAGGUAUGGUCAACCGCGAGGUGCUCGACCAGGUGGAGCGRGGCUACAGGAUGCCCUGCCCGGCAGAGUGCCCCACUUCCUUGCACGAGCUCAUGCUUUCCUGCUGGAGGAAGGAUCCAGAGGAGAGGCCUACGUUUGAGUAUCUGCAGGGCUUCCUAGAGGACUACUUCACCUCCACGGAACCUCAGUAUCAGCCCGGGGAGAACCUAUAGAACUGCGCGCCGAACCAAACCCGAACGGAAAGUGGGGGGGGGGGGCCUCAGCACUGAAUGAUCUGCACUAACCGACCUCAGAUGGAGGAUCUGAGCCUGUGAAACUUAACUCUGUGAGGAACUUCUUUAGUGGAAGCAAAACCGAGACGGAAACCUGCAGACCUCCUCCCGUGCGCCGGAAGAGAACUGCGAGGGAAGAACAUGGACAACACUCCUUCUGCAAGUACUCAAACGUUUACCUAAGAUCUCCUCCACAAAAGAGGUUCACAACUGUAAAAGGAGAACUGGUACUGGAAAUGCUUCGGCUCAAACUGGACUGAGUGACAAAAAUCGCAGGUAGAUGUUUUUUUUAAKUGAUGUGGGAAGAAUCAAAUCAGGAUGUACAGAGUGAGGGCUUAAAAUAAACUCUCAUGUAGGGGAGAAAAGGGUUAGGGAAGGUAGUUUAGUUGCUCAUGAACUGUAUUUAGUGUGGUCUUUUUUUCUUUUUUCCCCCUCUCCUCUGUUGCAUCUCUCUCCGCUCGUCUYGUGUCUUUUCCACCCACAGAAGAGCACUGCCACUGUGGCUCAGGUGCCAAAAGAAAAUGUUUCUCCCUUCAUCAUUUCUGUUUUUCCUCCCUUUUUUGAUUUUUUUUUCAACUUUCAGUAUCUUUCUCCAUUUUUUUUCAAGUGCUGCUUCUUCAAAGUGUGUCCAAAAAUCACUGCUCUGGAUCUACUUUGCAUCUUCAUGUUUACUUGGUUUAUUUCGUUCAGGGGCAGACAAAGUUUUUGCCCUUUUUUUUCUUAAAAUUUGUUUGUAUUUUCAGUACGCGGGGUUGCAAAAGUCACGAUCACUGCAGUGCCGAGAUAUUGUAUUAAAUAGGCACGUUUCAAGAUGCUAAAAAUGAGGUAAUUUCAACAAACYUUUGAGGCCUUUUSUCUUUUGUUGAAGCGUGUUGGAACAAAUGAUUUUGCAGGUAGUAUCUGAAUGCUGGUUGUUUUUUGAUUGGUUUAUAUAUUAGAAUUGCAUUGAAAUGAUCAGCACUGAUGCAAUUGCUCUAAAGGGCAGUUUUGAUACCUAAAUUGAGUCAUUUCCAGUAAACCUCUACCCAUAUGCGGCGUAGGCUGGUACGGCUGCCGAGUCCAUCACAUUAGCGGUGAAAAUCUCUUCUGUGCCAAACACUGUUCAUAUCUUUUCUUCUGGCCAUGUAUAUACUGAUUUCCUCUCAUCACUCGAAUCUGUCCCAUUAAACUGCAGGUWAGAGAUGAAAACAUUACAGUUUGUAAGUCAUAAUGCAUAUAAAGUAUGCAAAAAGGCAGCCCUUUUGAAAAUGUAAACCUCUAAUCAGGUAACCCUAAUAAAACUGUGUUUGAUUUAAUUAUUAUGAGUUGAUUUUGAAGCUGAUUAGCAUGCUUUUUUGUGCCGUUCUUCUGUUGACCUUUGACUGGAUUUUAAUGAUGCUGUGUUGUUGGUCAAUAUGUGUGUGUUUACUCCUGGUCGAGGCGAGGCACGGGGAUCAUAUACGGACUUCUGGACAUUAGUGCCACCACAUUCAAGUUAUUUUCUUCUUCCUCCUCAGUGUCCUACUGUACAUACUGUAGCUUGUUUUUUUUUGUUUGUUUGUUUUAAAUACCAGGUUUGCCACAUUUUAAAAAAGCAGGUAUGUAUGUUGGGUUUCGCACAUUUCUCAGUGGUUUGGUUCAUCGUGUAGUCGUUACGGGACGUUUUUAAAGUCCUGUAACUUUAUCAGAAUAUGAGCCACGCAGCAAUAAGAGGUGACAGUCCUUUAUGACCACCAACAGCGCAAAAUUCUCCCAAAGGUGGAGCGCUGUAUUAACAUGGCAGAUUGUGAAACCGCAGUGAAGACGCUUGGGUGGUGGUGUUACUGUGUGACAUGAAUAAUGAGGUCAAAGAUGUAAAUAGUACCUUGAACGAAUGACUGUGAUGAUCAUGUAAUUAUGUUUUUGUACAGUUUCUGUUUCAUCGCGCCUCCGUUUCGAGGCUUUUACCGUGACGCACGUCUGUUUCCUCUUUUAAUUUGAUGGAGUUGAUUCUGUAAACAGGGCUGAAAAAGUGCUUUCUUUUUUUUACUAUAUAAAAUUGCAUUUGAAACCUAUAUCUGCAACAGACAAUUCAGAAUUGGGCUUGAGAUAACUAUAUAUAUAUAAAUAUCUGUGUAAGAACAUUAUUGUCAUCUGUAUGUUUCCUUUUUUAGAACGGAAAUUACCCUGUUUGUGUGGACACUGAGCCACCUGUAAGUCACUGGGAAAUUCUGGCAGUCAGCAGGCUUGUGACAAGCAUGAGUCAUUCUGAGGUCCGUUUGGUUUUAUGUGCCAUAUUAAGGAAGUGUAUUAUUAUUAUUAUUGUUAUUAUUAUUAUUAUUAUUAUUAUUAUUAUUAAUUUCUUUAUAAAUCUAUGCAGUCUCAGUCUUGCAUUCCUGCAAUGUUAUGGCCAUUUUGUUCUAAAGUCAAAAGCGAGGAUCAUAAACAGAAGGCGUGAGCAUUUUGUAAGGACUUCUUUCAUCUUUUUAUUUUUGUUAAUAUGGAACAGGAUUGAAAUUGGUAUUGUGCCACUUUCUGUUGAUCUUUAAAUGUGCAAUAAAUUAUAUUUUAAAUGUGUUUUUAA